Boleophthalmus pectinirostris (great blue-spotted mudskipper) is the source of this 4343-nucleotide messenger RNA. RefSeq names its product mutS homolog 6 (E. coli) (gene msh6). Gene Ontology annotation, cellular component: MutSalpha complex; nucleus. The record is from RefSeq and is a predicted model, not a curated record. The transcript has 10 exons. Gene Ontology annotation, biological process: mismatch repair. Bases 115 to 4245 code for a protein of 1376 amino acids. Gene Ontology annotation, molecular function: mismatched DNA binding; ATP binding; ATP-dependent DNA damage sensor activity. Lineage: Eukaryota; Metazoa; Chordata; Actinopteri; Gobiiformes; Gobiidae.
CCCCUACGUUCACUGCGUGCGUUUCCCGCGAACUGACCCACGCCGUGGCUAACCUGCUGCUGCUAGGUUAUGUUGAUGAAGAUUAGCUAGACUUUGCAUCGAAUAAAAAACACAAUGUCAAAACAGAGGUCUCUCUUCAGCUUUUUUGGCAAGUCUCCUCCACCAACUGUUGCAAAACCGAAGCCUGCUCCAUCUCCUACCGAGGCGGACUUGCCCUCUUCCGUGGAGAAAUCCAACUCUUCUCCGAAAGAACAAGCGAAACAGCAGCAGCAACCAACUCCGAAGAUCAACAAGAUCAAAGCGAAAAGUGAUGCCAAAAAUGCAAAAAGUGGAUUUAACAAACUGUUUGGAGACAAGGCAGUGCCGAGUAAAGAAAGUACCCCAAAGUUCUCAUUUAAUGCAGGCUCACUUGUGUGGGCCAAAAUGGAGGGGCACCCCUGGUGGCCUUGUAUGGUAGUACCACAGCCUUUAACGGGGCAGCAGAUGAGAGGAAAGGGCAAGGACCAGCGUGUACAUGUCCAUUUCUUUGACGAGCCGCCAACUAGAGGAUGGGUCAACACAAAAUAUAUCAGAGCAUACCAGGGGUCUGACAGCAGUGAUGCCAAAAUUGGAGGGGUGUUCUUCAGUAACAAACCAGUCAUUCGUCGUUCAAUGGAGCUUGCGGAUGCUGUCAUGUUCGACACAGAUGAAAAGAGACUAAAGAUGCCUAUUUGCACUGACCCCUCUGAUGACGAAGAGGAGGAAGAGGACAUGGAGGUUGACAAAUCAACCAUAAGUGACGAAGAUGCAAGUUUUGAGGAGCAGAAGAGUGAAGAAAUUAAGUCUUCUAAAGUCAGCCGUCGUUCUUCUAGAGCAGCGGUGAAAAAUGAAAACAAGCCCAAGCGAAGACGCAUCAUUGUGGCUUCAGACAGUGAUGGCUCUGAAGAUGAGUUUAAACCAGAGCAUGCAGCCAGCAGCAGUGAUGAUGAUGAGGAAGAGCCUGCCAUGUCCAGCGAAGAGGAAUCGGAAAGCCCGGAGUCCGAACCUGAAAGUCCGAUAAAACCAGUAAAGCGCAAACGCCCCGUUGAGAAAUCCACUAAUGCUAAACCGAAAGCACCCAGUACCCCUGUCUCUGCUCCUAAACGGUCUCCAUUGAUGGUUGCAGCUGACACUAAGUCCCGCCUCUCUGCUUUCUCUGCUCCAGACAGCUUUGAGUGCCAGGCAAAUACAGGAGGAAGUGGCGGCGCCACCGUUUGGGACCAUGAGAAAUUGGAAUGGCUACAGGAUGGGCGCAAGAAAGACGGCAAAAGACGUCGACAAAGUGAGGAAGAUUAUGACCCAUCGUCUCUAUAUGUCCCAGAUGACUUUUUAAACCGUCAGACCCCUGGGAUGCGAAGGUGGUGGCAGCUCAAAGCAGACAUGUACGAUACAGUUAUUUUCUACAAAGUGGGCAAGUUUUAUGAGCUUUACCACAUGGAUGCUGUUGUAGGGGUCAAUGAACUUGGACUUACAUUCAUGAAAGGCACCUGGGCGCAUUCAGGCUUUCCAGAAAUAGGUUUUGCGAGAUUUUCAGAUGUACUCGUUCAAAAAGGCUACAAGGUGGCUAGAGUGGAGCAGACAGAGACUCCAGAAAUGAUGGAAGCACGCUGCAAGAGCAUGUUUAAACCCUCUAAAUUUGACAAAGUGGUGAAAAGAGAAGUUUGUAGGAUUAUCACAAAGGGGACGCAAACCUAUAGUGUUCUGGAUGGUGCUCCGUCAGAAAGCCAGAGCAAGUUUCUACUGAGUUUGAAGGAAAAGGCUGAGGAGGAGAGCUCGGGCCGCUGCCGUAUAUAUGGAGUGUGUUUUGUGGACACCUCUGUGGGUUUUUUCCACGUGGGACAGUUUGAAGAUGACCGCCACUGCUCUCGCCUCCGCACCCUGAUCGCUCAUUAUCCCCCUGCAGAAGUGCUCUUUGAAAAGGGGAACCCCUCGGUGGAAACACGCAAAAUCUUUAAAGCCUCUUUGUCAGCUGCUCUCCAGGAGGGACUUAACGCCAGCAGUCAGUUUUGGGAUGCUCAGAAAACUCUUAAAACCCUUUCAGAAGAAGAUUAUUUCAGUGAAAAUGCCAACAAAGAAAAGAGUGGUAACAGCCUUCUUCCAUCUCUCCUCAAAAACAUGACUUCAGCAAGUGACUCCUUAUGCCUUACACCUAAAGAUGGCUAUGAACUGGCACUUUCUGCUCUGGGUGGAUGCAUUUUCUACUUAAAGAAGUGUCUCGUGGACCAAGAACUGCUGUCUAUGGCCAACUUUGAAGAGUAUGUCCCUGUCGAUGUGGAGUUGGAGAAGUCAUGUGGAGCAGCUAGCUUCUUCUCCCAAACACGGCAGCGUAUGGUUUUGGAUGGAGUAACGCUGGCAAAUUUGGAGAUAUUUCAAAAUGGUUCAGGUGGGACAGAGGGCACAUUGCUGGAGCGUUUGGAUACCUGUUCAACCCCAUUUGGCAAAAGGCUUUUAAAACAGUGGUUAUGUGCGCCCCUGUGUAAUGCCAAGUCUAUCCGGGACAGAUUGGACGCAGUGGAAGAUCUUAUGGGAGCUCAAGCCCAGGCGUCAGAAGUGUCAGAGCUGCUCAAAAAAUUGCCAGAUUUAGAGCGACUUCUCAGUAAAAUUCACAGCAUCGGCACGCCUCUGAAGGGACAGGAGCAUCCCGACUCCAGGGCUGUUCUUUAUGAAGAAGUCACCUACAGCAAACGCAAGAUCGCAGACUUCCUCUCAGCGCUGGAAGGGUUUAAAACCAUGCAAGAGAUCAUAAAUGUGAUGUCAGCCAUGUCAGGGGAUUUUCGAUCUGUGUUGCUUUGUCAAGUUGUUACUUUAAAGCAUGAAAAGAAUGGCAUCUUUCCUGAUCUCUCAGAGGAACUCAAGCGCUGGGACACGGCAUUUGACCACCAAAAAGCACGUACCACUGGAGUCAUAACCCCCAAAUCUGGCUUUGACCCAGAGUUUGACCAAGCAUUAACUGGCAUCAAAAACUGCGAAAGAGAACUGCAAGACUAUUUAGACAGGCAGAAGAAGAGGCUCGGAUGUAAAAAUAUGUCCUAUUGGGGAACGGGCAAAAACCGCUUUCAAAUGGAGGUUCCAGACAGUGUUUCAGAGAGGAACAUUCCUGAAGAGUAUGAGGUGAAAUCAACAAAGAAAGGCUGGAAACGCUACGUGACCAAGGAGUCGGAGAAACUGUUUUCUGAGCUGCAGGGAUAUGAGGAAAAACGGGAUGCAGCGCUCAAAGACUGUAUGAGGCGCCUCUUCUACAACUUUGACAAAAACUACAAGGACUGGAAGACCGCUGUGGAGUGCAUGGCUGUGCUUGAUGUGCUUUUAGCCCUGUCCCGCUACAGUCAGGGUGGAGACGGACCAAUGGCCAGGCCUGAGGUGGUUCUUCCUGAAGAUGAUGACGAGUCUGCUCCCUUCAUUGAUCUGCUGGGUUCUCGUCACCCAUGUGUCACAAAGACCUUUUUUGGAGAUGACUUCAUUCCCAAUGACAUCCACGUGGGCUGUCCCGGGAGCAGUGACUCCGAUGAAGAGAAGAGCGCCGCCUCCUGUGUCCUAGUCACUGGGCCCAACAUGGGGGGCAAGUCAACUCUCAUGAGACAGUGUGGACUUGUGAUCAUCCUGGCUCAGCUGGGCUGCUACGUUCCCGCCGAGAGCCUUCGCUUCACUCCAGUUGACAGAGUCUUCACUCGUCUCGGAGCUUCAGAUCGGAUUAUGGCUGGUGAAAGCACUUUCUUUGUGGAGCUCAGUGAGACAGCCAGUAUCCUGCACCAUGCUACUAAACACUCGCUUGUGCUUCUGGAUGAACUUGGAAGAGGCACAGCGACAUACGACGGGACAGCCAUUGCCAGUGCUGUGGUGAAGGAGCUGGCAGAGAAGAUCUGUUGUCGGACCCUGUUCUCUACUCAUUAUCACUCUUUGGUGGAGGACUAUGCCAACAACACUGCAGUCCGCCUGGGACACAUGGCAUGUAUGGUGGAGAAUGAAUGUGAAGAUCCAAGUCAAGAGACUAUAACAUUCCUGUACAAGUUCAUCACUGGGGCCUGUCCAAAGAGCUAUGGUUUUAAUGCUGCUCGCCUCGCCAACCUGCCUGAAGAGGUGAUCCAAAUCGGGCACAAGAAAGCCCGAGAGUUUGAGAGGAGCACCAUCAGCCUCAGACUCUUCAAGAAAAUCUGCCAGUUUGCCAAGGAUCCCACACUGGACAGGACACACUUCGCAUCUAUUGUUCAAAUGAUUAACACACUUUAAUUAUAGGAAAAAUAAUCAUCAACUGUUCAAAAUGUUUAGUACUAGAAAAAAAACACUACUGAAUUGAGCUAAUAAAGUUUAUUUUUAAAAAAGGACAA